Ictalurus punctatus (channel catfish) is the source of this 1837-nucleotide messenger RNA. RefSeq names its product forkhead box G1a (gene foxg1a). The transcript has a single exon. Gene Ontology annotation, molecular function: sequence-specific double-stranded DNA binding; DNA-binding transcription factor activity. The record is from RefSeq and is a predicted model, not a curated record. Gene Ontology annotation, cellular component: nucleus. Gene Ontology annotation, biological process: regulation of transcription by RNA polymerase II. NCBI's taxonomy places the organism in Eukaryota, Metazoa, Chordata, Actinopteri, Siluriformes, Ictaluridae. The coding region runs from base 360 to 1574 and encodes 404 amino acids.
UUUCCGUGUGUAUCCUUACGCGCUCCAGCGGCCGUUAAGAGCUGCGCGCUGAUUGGCUGCAGCCAAGGAGGACGCUUUAAUACUUAUGGUGCUGUGGUUGGCUGCAGACUGUAAAGGUUCAAGCAAUUUUUUUACAGCUUAGUGUCUGUGGCACCGUAAUUAAUUGUAGCUAGCCGUCUCUUAUCGAUGCGUUUGGAAGGAACAUGAAAUAGCAGUUGUGUUGUGGUGUUUUUUUUUUUCUUUUUUAAUCAAAGGACUUUACCGGUCGGCCUUAGAGAUUAGAGAUCCAAUUGUGCUGCUGCUGCUGCUGCUACUGCUACUGCUGCUGCUGGUGGUUACUAUUUCUACCUUUACGUGUGAUGUUGGAUAUGGGAGAACGGAAAGAAGUAAAAAUGAUUCCCAAAUCAUCGUUCAGUAUAAACAGCCUGGUGCCUGAAGCCGUCCAGAGUGACAACCACCACAGGACCAUCCCCGAAGAAGAAGAGAAAAUCCCUUUACCUAUAGCACAGGACACGAAGUCGGAGAACACUUGUGCUAAAAGUGACAAUUCUGAGCCAACGGACGAUAAGGAAAAACAGGAGGAAAAAAAAGACUCCAAAGAGGGCGAAGGAGGCAAAGACGGCGAAAAGAAAAACGGCAAGUACGAGAAACCUCCCUUUAGCUAUAACGCCUUAAUCAUGAUGGCCAUCAGGCAAAGUCCGGAGAAACGGUUAACGCUGAACGGCAUUUACGAGUUCAUUAUGAAAAAUUUUCCAUACUACCGGGAAAACAAGCAAGGCUGGCAGAACUCCAUCCGGCACAACCUAAGUUUGAACAAGUGCUUUGUCAAAGUUCCACGGCAUUACGAUGACCCGGGCAAAGGGAACUACUGGAUGCUCGACCCUUCGAGUGACGACGUGUUCAUCGGCGGCACGACGGGAAAACUUCGGCGGAGAUCGACCACGUCACGGGCCAAGCUGGCGUUCAAGCGCGGCGCACGGCUCACCUCCACUGGCCUCACGUUCAUGGAUAGAGCUGGCUCUCUAUACUGGCCCAUGUCGCCCUUCCUUUCGCUGCACCACCCCAGGGCAAGCGGCGCCCUGAGCUACAACGGCACGUCCUCGGCCUACCCGAGCCACCCGAUGUCCUAUAGCACCAUGCUGACGCAGAACGGUUUGAGCAACAACCACUCGUUCCCGUCCUCGAACGGCCUGAGCGUGGACAGACUCGUGAACGGAGAGAUCCCGUACGCCACGCAUCACCUGACGGCUGCAGCACUGGCCGCAUCUGUGCCCUGCGGCCUCUCAGUGCCCUGCUCAGGGACGUACUCUCUCAACCCGUGCUCAGUGAACCUCCUGGCGGGACAGACCGGCUAUUUCUUUCCCCAUAUGCCGCAUCCUUCCAUGAGUUCGCAGGGCAGCACGUCGAUGAGUUCUCGCACAGCUUCUUCUUCGUCGCCGCAGGCGGCUGCGUCUCUCCCGUGCGAGUCGUUAAGGCCUACACUACCGAGCUUCUCGUCGGGACUUUCCGCCGGACUGUCUGAUUACUUCACACAUCAGAACCAAGGCUCUACGUCCAAUCCUCUUAUACACUAACUGUCAUCCCGAAGGAUGAAGACUGUAAGUGAACAUUUUACACCCCCAUUUACACUGUAAUAUAUAUAUAUAUAUAUAAAUAUAAAUAUACUUUAAAGAAAAAAAAGACUGAGAAGGGAAAGGAAAAAUGCAAGCGGCCGAACUCCAGGUAUUUUGUAUUAUUCUUCUCCUUUAUUUCUGUACACACGAAAAAAAAAACUCGGGUGUCGCGAAAUUGUUUAUUAUUCCACUGUCAGCAACGUGCAAUGUGACAAGAUCUUUUU